Messenger RNA from Toxorhynchites rutilus septentrionalis, 1381 nucleotides. RefSeq lists its product as uncharacterized. The record is from RefSeq and is a predicted model, not a curated record. NCBI's taxonomy places the organism in Eukaryota, Metazoa, Arthropoda, Insecta, Diptera, Culicidae. The transcript is spliced from 2 exons. Bases 42 to 899 code for a protein of 285 amino acids.
CUGACAUUGAGCGAUUAACGGUUUGGUGCCAGGAAAAUGGAAUGCAUGUAAACGCUGAAAAAUGCAAGGCCAUCACAUUUACGCGCUCUCGCUCCCCUAUUGUACACGGAUACAUGUUGAAUCUCUCGCCACUGCAGAGAGUCAAUAGAAUCAAAGAUCUGGGAGUUCUUCUUGACAGCAAGCUGCGUUUCCAUGAGCACGUCUCGGUCACAAUUUCAAGAGCAAAUGCGAUGGUUGGAUUUUUGAGACGCAACACAGCUCAUUUCGAUGACGUCUACGCUCUGAAGUCGUUGUACUGUGCUUUUGUUCGCAGCGUCUUGGAAUACGCAGUACAAGUAUGGGCCCCAUAUCACGCUGUACAUAUCCAGCGCAUCGAACGUGUUCAGAAACGCUUCGUAAGGUAUGCUCUACGUGGCCUGCCCUGGAAUGAUCCAACCAACCUACCACCCUAUGAACAGCGCUGUGCACUUAUUGGAAUGCAAACCCUGGAAAGCCGACGAUUGAUGCUACAGAGAAUUUUUAUUUUCGAUGUAUUAACAGACAAAAUUGACUGCAGCUAUCUACUUCGAAACGUUAGCCUACACGCACCAUCCCGACAGCUACGCCACCAUCGAGUCCUGGCGAUGCCUAAUCACCGUACCAUAUAUGGGCAAAAUAAUCCAUUAGACGCUUGCUGCCGCGUCUUUAACGAGGAGCGAUGUAUUUCAAAGAAGUGCAUUGUAUCAAGGGUCUCUAUUGGGUAUUGGUUCGCUCGGUCCUUGAAUGCCUGUGAAGAAUGGCCUCCUUACUAUGAUAGUAGUGUGCAGCGAAUUAAUUCGAUUCAACGGAAAUACGUUUUUCGUAAUUUACCGUUAAGUGCCCAUAGGUAUGACGAUCGUUUAACAUUUAUUGGAUUAUAAUCAUUAGCUUCACUGAGAGAUAUAACCAAGACAUUAUUCACUUUCGACCUUGUUUCAGUGAACAUGGACCUUCAUUCCAUCCUCAUGAACUAAUUACGGUUACAGCGUAACAACAUGUAACAAGUAUGUACCGUGUGUUCAAUCGUGGUAGUUCCUGUUUGGUUAGUCAUCUGUCUCGUAUGUCUAUUCUUCCGAUAUUAUAAAGUCCUGUUGUAAGAAGUAUUCAUAAUAGUAGAUGAAGAUGAUGUUUAAGAUGUUUAAAUUAAUUCAAUUAAAACACCAUUAUACAAGAGCAAUUUUGAAUAGGAUAUUGAAUGACUGAUUAAUAUUUUUUCCUUUUAUCAUCGAGAAAGUAGUAUCAACUAACAUCAUUUGCUGUAGUUUUCAAAAAAUGCAUGCGAGCAUGUUACUCAAUUUCACUUUUAUUAGAUGGGUUAAUAUCAAUAACAUUUUUCUAUAGAAAUAUUUUGUUUGAUUGGAUA